UGUAAUGCUCUAGUUUGGUGACUUACUGCCUGCUACAUGCAGUCUUUGUGUUGUCAAUCAACAUCUAUAAGAUCUGAAGACAGAAUGAAAAGUGCUACAGCUUUGCUGCUGACCCUUUGCCUGUCAGGGGCUUUGGUUCAGGCAGAGACAGCCUCACAUUCUGAUAUCAGUGCUGAGCUGGGAGCACUGAGAGCCACGGUGGAGGAACUGAGGUUGAUGGAGAGCAGACUGGCUGCAAGUGAAAGCAAAGUACAAGCUCAGGAGGACUCCGUUAAGGAUCUAAGAGCUGAGCUGGAUGUGACCAAGAAGGAGUUACUUCAGUACAAAGAGCAGGCAGAAGAGAUGGGAAAAAAGCUGGCAGAUGGACCCAAAGUAGCUUUCUCUGUGGCUUUGACUGGAGCAGUGGGACCAUUCAACGUUGAAAGUACACUGAUCUACCCAAAAAUCAUCACUAACAUCGGCAAUGCUUACAACACCUACACAGGUGUAUUCACAGCACCUGUCAGGGGCGUCUACUUCUUCAGGUUUAAUGCCAUGGAUGACCGGAAAAACAACCACAUGGGUGCAGCAUUGUACAAGAACAACCAAAGAGUGCUUCUAAACUAUUCCUGGAAUCACUGGGACGACCAUGAGCAUGUUUCCAAUGGAGUUGUCCUAGAGCUCUUGCAGGGCGAUGUAGUGUACAUGCGUCUUCCUGCUUGGUACAGAGUCACCGAUUUUGUUGAACAUCACUUCAACAUUUUUAGUGGUUUCCUUAUCUUUUCCAUGUGAAAAUAACAUGGCAGGAGUGUGGAGUGUGAGGCUGUGUGUUUCUCACUGAAAAACACUUCCACUUUGCUUAGUAAAUAUACUGUGUGUCACAUGUUCUCUUAACACAAGGUAAAGCACAAAUUACAAAAAAAUUACAAUAAAAUAAGCAUUCAUAAAAACA
Messenger RNA from Siniperca chuatsi (mandarin fish), 931 nucleotides. Its product is annotated as complement C1q-like protein 2. The record is from RefSeq and is a predicted model, not a curated record. Bases 37 to 771 code for a protein of 244 amino acids. Gene Ontology annotation, molecular function: protein binding. The transcript is spliced from 3 exons. NCBI's taxonomy places the organism in Eukaryota, Metazoa, Chordata, Actinopteri, Centrarchiformes, Sinipercidae.